Procambarus clarkii (red swamp crayfish) is the source of this 8335-nucleotide messenger RNA. It is a transcript of the gene tacc, whose product is annotated as transforming acidic coiled-coil protein. Gene Ontology annotation, cellular component: cytoplasm. The record is from RefSeq and is a predicted model, not a curated record. Lineage: Eukaryota; Metazoa; Arthropoda; Malacostraca; Decapoda; Cambaridae. Gene Ontology annotation, biological process: cell population proliferation; mitotic spindle organization; cerebral cortex development.
GUGUUGGUGGUGGCGCGGGGUAGGAGGUGUCGCUACCGCUGCCCCUCCGCGCUCUCUCUCACACACACGCACACAACUGUCGCCUCGGUGUCUCUCCUGCUACCUGUGUUUCGGUACCAGUGUUGCGGAGUUGUCUCCACGACCAACAUGGCUUGAACGUCAAGGAACUCGGAGUACACAGAGCUAAACAUAAGAAAAUGAUGCAUUAGUGUACCAAACUGCGUGUGUUGUGACUCAGUGCGGGACUCACUCGGGUGCUGGCCGGCGGUGAUGAUCACACCAACCAUGUGACCUGUUGAUCUGGGACCAGAGUGAAUUAUUGUCAUAUCAUUCACUGGAAGUAGAGAGGAGCAGCGUGCUGCGUGCGAGGGUCGGGAGUAACAGUCCUCCGAGACAGUCCUACACACACCGUCAUCACGGGUGAAAUACACAAUGCUUUGUCGAGUAAAUUGGACAGUAACGAGGUGUGUGAGGUGAGGACCCUUGAGAUACAACUGCCUCCGUCAGGAGCCACAUUCCCGGGUCCCGCGUGCUGGCCGGUCAGUGGGGCGGCCGCUGCCACCCAUUAUUAUUAUUAUUAUUACUUGAUCUUGCGCAUAGUGGAAGUGGCGACUUGGCAAGGGCCGCCACCACCACAUCAACACCCUCCACCAUGGGCAGGAGGAAGAACAAAACCAGCAACAACCACCACAGCAAGAAGGGUAGCCAGUCUGCCAGUAAAGCAGAAGCUGGACUAAAGAAGAAGGGUCCAACAGCACCCUUGGACUUUGCUGGCCCUCCAGGCAAUCCAGAACAGGAGGCUGAGGGCCAGAAGGAGACACUUGUUAUCACUCGAGAAAACACAAGCAGUCUCAGCCCACCGUCAUCCCCAAACUCUCUCCCAUCUGAAGCUUCCUCACAUAGCUUAAGUAAGGAGUGUGACACUACCUCGACCACUGAAGACACCAGCUUUGCAUCGUGCCUGACGGGGGACCCCAGCUGUGCUUCUGAGCUCUCUCCAGCAUCACCUGUGAAAGACUUAUCUCCAUCACUUUUUUCCAAGAAUUCUGGUGGUGAAGCUUGUGCAGCCGAAAAGUCUAUUAAUUCUGUGUCUGACUCUGUCGCUCAAAACAGUGCCCAAAAUGGGGUUAAAAAAGAUUCAGAAUACGAAAGUGCAGAGGAACUUGAUCUCUCUUUUGAACCCACCUCAAUUGUUACAGUUCAGCCAUCUACUAAAAAGUCUCAAAGUCCAGUUACAAAUGAGGCUGAGGUUAAGAAGCAAGAGGCAAGCGUGGUACUUGGUGUAUUAGAGACAUUUGAUGACACUUCAGUCCAUGAAGAAAGUCCUCGCACACAGAUUGAAAUAGUACCAGUUGUUUUUGAGAGUCCUGUAGUUAGUGAAGAGAGUACUUCAGUAAUACUAGAUAAAGAAAGUGAUAACUUGGCACUUCAACAUUGUGAAAAGUUACAGAAUACUGUGUGUGACUCAUUAGUGACUGUAACCAAAACUGAAAUUAUUGAAGAUUCUAUAAGCAAAAGUACUGAUCUUUCAGAUCAGCCCGUGAUUAAUUCUGGUAGUGAGGUGAAUGGAGUGUUAACUUUCAAUAUUUGUGCACAGUCAACAGAAAAUCAAUGUACCUCAUUAUCACUUGAAAAUAGUACUGUUAAUAGUGAAGAAUCUAGUAAUACUGAUGUGGAAAUAGAAAAUUGCAAAUUUCAGGCAUCUGAAUCUCAACCAGAAAAGUUAAUAAGUGAAAUAAAAGGAAGUGAAGAUCAGUUGGACACACCCGAUAAUGAUGAAUACAAAGUAAAAGACAAUGAAAGCAAUUGCGAUCUUCAGUCCAACAAUCAAAUUGAAAGCAAAACCAGUGAAAGUGAACACGAAAGUAUAGUACAAACUGAUAAUCGAAUCCUCAGUGAAGAUCCAAAUAGCUGUAAUACCACUCCAGUUACAGAAAAAGACAAAACCAAUUCAAAUCUUCAGUCCGACGGUCAAAUUGUAAGCAAAGUCAGCGAAAAUGUAGUACAAGCUGACAUUCAAGUCAUCGGUGAAGAUCAAAAUAACUCGAAUACCACUGAUGUUAUAGUAAAUUUGCAAAGUGAACAGGUAGACAAUCAGCAAAGCAAAGAUACAGUAAAUAACAACUCGGAGUUGGCCUUUGAAGAGAAAUUGUCAAGUAUAGAAACUUUGGAGGCACCUCAAGAGAAACCACCACAACCAUCGGAUAACUUCAUAGAUCCAGAGGAUAUACCUAUUAUUCCACAGAAGAGCUAUAAUCUUGACUUUCUGGACAAUUUAGAUGAUCCUAACUUUAAUCCGUUUGCCACAAAGACUUAUAUUAGAAGCUCUCCACCACCAAGCCCAGAGCCUGGUUGUAAACUUCCUCCAUUAAAACCUGCAAUACAAAAAAGGAAAUUACGAGAAGAACCUAAAAAAGCUCCAUCUGAACCAGCAACUGAAACCACAACUCGAGGGAUUAAUGUGGAAAAUCAGAUAAAGCAAGAAAAACAAGAAACUAACACAUUUGAUGCUUUAAAACUAGAAACAGAUAAUAAUUUACAAGUACCUCAUACUGCACCUCUUGAUGAGUUUGCUAAGAAUCCUGAAAACCAGUCACAAAGUGUGGAACAAAACUCUGAACAGCUACUUGAAAUCACUUUUGAUGAGCCUGUGAGUAGACCUCCUAGAAAACUUGGUAAAAAGCCUCAGUUAAAGCAGAAGAGAUCACCUACUGCAAAAGCUCCUCCAGAGUCAAAGCCUAUUGAGAAAAACAACAACAGGCUCGAGGAAAAAACUGUAUCCGAACCUGAAACCAAAUUUGACCAAGAAGAAAUUCCUAUUCCCCCAUCAAAGGGAUACAAUUUAGAUUUCCUUGACAAUCUUGAUGAUCCAAACUUCAAUCCCUUCGCAACAAAGUGUGCUGUAAGUAAUUCGCCUCCUAAAGAAGACCUUGCACUUACAGAAGACAAAAGUAAGGACAAACCAAAGGCUAGUACACCAAAGAAAGCCCCAGCAAAGAAAGGAUUUACUGUCAUUAAGAACAAAGCCAAAACUAAAGUCCCUUCUAUAGAUGAUACAGAUUUAUCUAAGGAAAUAGUUAAUGUUCCUGAAGACUCCGAUAAAGGUGUGAAGUUUGCUGAAGAGAAAGAAGAUACACCUCUAACACCAAAAAAAGAUUAUAAUCUUGAUUUUCUAGAUGAUCCAAACUUUGAUCCUUUUCAGUCAAGAUCGCCUCUAGACAAAAAUACUUCAACUGUUCGUGAAUCUGACUCUUCUAAUAUAGUGCCAAAAGAUAUUGAUACUGCCAAAGUUAAUUCUGUGAAUAUUCAGACAAAAUCUGAUACUGAAUGUGAUAAAGAUAGUGCUACAGAUUUUAGGACACAAGUUGAGUAUAGCAAAGAUUCUCUGCCAGAAGCUUCACAAGAAAACAUAAAAGAAGAAUCUUUAUUGGUAAUAAGUAAAGAGGAACCUAGAGAAACAAACUAUUUGAUUGAGAAGGAAGAUAAGCCAGAGGUUAUAGAAUCUAAUGUUUCUGAAGAAGAAACCCGUGUUUCAAUAGGAGAUACACAGGGUUGUGACGCAAAGUCAUUAAUUUCACAAGAGGAAGUUCAUAGUGUAAUAGACAGUUCAAAGAAUCAAACUGAGGAAAAGUGUGAAGCUGGUGCAGAACAUUUACAGUUGAGAAGCUCAUCCGUAUCAGAGGAUGAAUGUCCUGCAGUGCUAAAUAAAAGUCCUGAACCAAAACUAGAUUUGGAAACUGAAGAAUAUACAAAUAAAGAAUUUAAGGAGAAUAUCUCUAAUACAGAAAUAGAAUUAAACCUUCCCAAAGUUCCAUCCAUUGGUACAAUUGGUCAACUUGACAGUCUUGAGUUUGCCCAGCUGCUUGGCAAUGAAGCCAGUCGUCUUGCUGAGGAGUUUAUGAACUGCUCCACUGAUUCUGGAUUGCCUGAUUCGGAUGAUAGCAGUUAUAUCAAGUCCCACAACAUAGAGUCUACCAUGGCAGACAUGAAUUGCACAAAGUCACCACAGUAUGGAGCUCGUCUUGAUGAAAAUGUCAACCCCUUCCAAAAACAUUCAAGGUUAUCAAGGUCUCCACCUUUGGGCAAAAGAGAGGCAGUUUGUGGAGCAGAAAGUGGAGAUGUUCCUAAUGUGCAUGACCCCUUCAAAGCAAGAAGAUCACUGAAACGAGAGAGUGUCAUGGGAGAGGAAAGAUUGGACACCCUAAGUCUGGAUGACGACUCUGGAAUAGUGCUGGGAACUCGUUCCGACUUGGAGACAGAAGUCAAUCAUAGUGAAGCUGGACCUGAAAUUGCAACAGGUCUUACCUCUAGUGACCUUAGAUGUGCAUCACAAUUGAAAACGGAAGAUGAAGCAGAAGAAAUGCGUGAUCAAAUUACAGAUGAAGAGUUCCUUGCCUCGGAAACAUUUUUCAAAGAAGCGACUGAUAUGGAGAACCAGCUGCGUAAAUCUUUGGCAACACCAUUGAUGGGAAGUCACAGUAAACUGAGUGGAGAUGAAGUGACGCCCACCAGAGACAGAAGAGACCACCCAGCAGUUACUCCGGUCUCGCCUCAACACAAGCAAGUCCCGUCCACAUCUUCCCCUGCUCCACCGCGUGAGGAAAGAUCAGCUCCUGAAGGGACCAGUAGUCCUACACCCCGUCCGAGUGAUACCUCUGAGCGCAAGUCCUCAUCACGUCCUUCUUCCAUCCCACCGGAGGGUUAUGUGACUGCUGCUGAGGUACAAGAUCUCCUGAAGCGUCAAGAGUUAAAGUUUGAAGAAAAACUGCUUCAAGUAGAACUAGCGGCUGGAGAGAAGGAGAAACAGUUGCGGGAAACCAUGAAGGAUGAGCAGAAAGAGCUGACUACCCUAGGAGAGUCUAUGGCUGAACUGACAAACUCACGUGAUGCAUUGUUGAAGAUGGUGGGUCAGUACAAAGGAAUGCUAGCCUCUCUGGUUAGUGAGAAAGAGAAGGAAAAACAAAAUGCUGAUGAGAGAAUUAAAGCUCUAGAGGUUGAGAGAAACCAGGCCUUGGAGGACCUGGCUAAUGUAGAGGUUGCUUUCUCUGAUGUUCACAGAAAAUACGAAAGAACAAAACAAGUUGUGGAUACGCUUAGAAGAAAUGAGGAGACACUCCGUGGGGCCGUUGCAGAUUAUGAGACCAAACUACAGAAACAAGAACAAAAAUUUAUAGAAUUCCAAAAGCAUGCAGAAGAGAAAAUUCAAUUAGCAAAUGAAGAAUUUGAAGCCAUGCGGAAAGCCAAUGAUCAAGAAAUGACAAAAAUGGCAGCACUUCUUAAAAAGGCAGAAAUGAAGAUCAUGUCCUUACAAGAUUCCUUUGACAGAAAAACUCGUGAAAACCAAGAAUUAACACAGCUCUGUGAUGAUCUAAUUAACAAAGUUGGAUCCUCACACUAAGGAAUACAAUUCAGAUAAAUGGUGAACUUUAUUAUUGUGAAGUGUGACUAUAAGCACCAUGAUGAUGUAACAGUGAAAGUAUACCCUGUUUAUCAUUCAGUGGGAGAAUCUGUGAUGACAUUGCCUAAAAAUGGGGUCUGUAUAUUUUCUUUUAAUUGUUCAUUUGUUAUUGAAGUUUAUUUAAAUCUGCAUCAAGGUAUUUAAGUUGAAAACCAUCAUAAUUUACUUGUGACCUGACAUUACAAACAUGCAAAUUUAACAACACUGAAGCACUAAUAAUAUUAUCAAGUUGUUCUUUUAAAUGUUAUUUAAUUUGUCUUUAAUUUUGAAUUACAGUACUAAAAAUUGACACACACCAAGAUCUAUUUUUAAACUGGUAAAUGUGUCAAACAGUUGCCCUGGAUUUUUUUUUUGCCCAAGCCAUUGUACAUAUCAGAUAUAGUAUUUAAAAUUGUCUAGAAGGAUUUUGUGGUCCCUCUAGUGAUAAGUAGCCUGAUGUAUGGCAUUAUGGUCUGAACUGUGUCCCUGCCAUCUGUUGCAAAAUUGUAAAUAAUCAUACAAUACGGUGUAUAUGCUUUGCCACGAUAAUGUUCCUCCACUCUAGACUUCAUGUACUUGAAGAUAUAUCUACAACAUAACUGCAUACACUCCUAGAAUUAAAGUAAUUGCAGAUGAUUAAUAUACUUAUCUUAAAGGCUUUCACUGAUGGAAAAGUUUUGUACUUUUUCUAUUUUGUGACAUUAUAAAUGAUUACAUAGCCAUUCCCUGGACUGGCUCUUACAAGUACCCUAAUAUCCAAAAUUUGCUUGUGUUAAUUUGCUUUUAAGAUCGCCUGGUCAAGAAAAGAUUGUGUAGAACUAUAUUACUCAUGGAUGAAUAAUACCAGAACAAGGAUCUGUACAGAUAGUAUUUUCUGCGUAUUAUUAACAAAAGGACAAGAGGGUUAGGGCUGUGAUAAUGCACUAGUUUCAGCUUAUCAGCAAAAGCUGCCAAAAACCUGCCAUUUAGAUAUACAGUAUUGAUAUAUUAUUAGAUGCUUUACCAGUUAUAAAAUAAAGCACAAAGGUUUAUUCACGACAACUGUUAAUAACUUGGUAGUAGAGAGCACAAAGUGCUGAUAGCAAAGUAAAGAAAUGCCAAGAUUUAAAUACAGUACUUGAGUAUUUGUAAAUGUAAUUUUUCCUGUGAGGGCUUUAUCAGAUCUAACAGAUAUACAAAGCUAGUGUUUUAAAUGUGAACAACUGAGAAAUGGUGAGGUCAGUGAAUUCAAUGUGAGAGACAUGAGGGAUUGCAUGUUACAACAUGUUUCUGAAGUACAGUAUUAGUUUAGCAAGAGGAGUAGCCAUGUUAAACUUUCCUUCCUUGCUACAUCAUGCUGAACUACUGUCAUAAAUUGUAACUAAAUUCCUUCACUUGCUGACCUUAACCCUUUCCCAUUUUCUUCUAAUAAGCCUGAUUAAUACAGUAAUUUCAUGAAGCCAUAAUAGGUGAAAUAUUGUCUACAAAUUGUCUAAAUCUUAUCUUGGGAUUUCUUUACAUUGUUUUUAAAUUGUACAGAAGAGGGAUAUAUUCAGUUUCAAGACUCAUAAUGAUGAAGAUUGUGAAAAAGUGGAUAACAUGAAUCUGAAUUGGUUAGAUGAAAGUCAGUUUCAUUGUUCUUGUGUUUUUAAAACUUAAUAAUUCAUCUUCCUGUACAAGGUGUAAUAAAAAUCAGACUAAACAUGAGUGAAAGCACUGAGGGUUGUGAAAGUAUAAUGCAUUAUACAAAUGCAUGUCUGAAGUGUCUCAAGUCUUUCCCUCUGAGUAUUGCAUCAUCUCAAUUUCAGUGUUGCAUAAUAGGGUGAAGCGUAGGUAAACAUUCGACAGCAUUUUUCUGUGCAACUAAUAAUUCUUAGACACAGUCUCAUAGAAAUCCAUGGUUCACUUGUGAAAUAUUUGUAGAACAUUAGGCCUUCAUUGUUAUAUGUAUGAUAAUGACGUAGCCACGGCUGCAAUUUGCACUAGAGAGCAUGGGAAGAGGCGAUGAACUUAAUUGCAGGACACCAGAUGUGGACUUUAAGGUGCUAUAUUCAAUUUUGCAACCCUGAUCAGUUUGACCAUAUAUUCAGUUGAGCUUUUUUUUUAAUUACACCUUAUAUUAUAACUCGCAAGCCUAAUUCAAGCUUGAAACAGCAGUGUUUUGUCACUAUUUAAAAGAAGCUACAAACAAAAAAUUAUAACUUAAAAACAGUGCUUUUCAGCCUUCUCAUUAUUUUGAUACACACAUGCAGUACACAGUACAUAUAUACAAUACAAAUUUAUUGUGUGCUCCCACAUUCAUGAAUCAUAUUUGUGGAGAAACAAACACCUUUGCACACUACAAAACUGCAGAGUGAUGCUCCAUAUUCUGUGCUUAAAAUCUUUGGAAACAUCCUAGAGGUAGUAAAUAUUCCCUUAUGGCAAUCCACUUGCUUAAGCAUAUACAGUAUAUUUAACAUUUAAAUAUUAAAGUGAUGGAAGCUUAUUGCACUAUAAUUUAGACCCUUGUAAUAUAAUUUUCAAAAAUCACUUGUAAUUUGUUUUCAGUCAGAAUCUCCAAUUUAGUGCGAAAAUAACUUUGACUAGAAAAAUUGUGCCUUAUAAUGGAUGGUCAAUGAAAAAGUGCUUGUCAUAAUUGGAAAAUAAAUAAUUGCCAAAAAUUUAAGAUACAACCACCUGCUACCCACUUUCCCGACAAAGUAGGGCACGUGACCAAUUAUCGAAGCCAUUUAACAAAGUGUGCUGGUUGUUUAAGCAGUAUCCAUAUGUACAUAUUGUGUUAAGAUUUAAAAUCCCUUGCAGUUUCAUACCUCUUCUGUGGCUUUUUGCCCUAUUAUUUAUUGUUUUUCUUUCACAAAUAUUGGUUUUAUUCAGAUGUGACUAUUCUUUAUGUACUAUAAAAAUUAAAAUUAACACUCA